AUGUGGCUUUAUGUCAUAAUAGGACUUUUAACAGUUGCACUACUCUAUUGAAUAUUUUCUAAAAGGAUUCUAGCACAGCGAGUCUACAAGAUCCAAAACUUUUCGUAUAAAUCUUUUGAUAAUAUUGAAGAGCCUGUAAAUUUUUCUAUUACAACUUAUAAUACCUUGGCUGAUAUGUAUACUCAAUUUCAUAGUUAUGCAAAACCUAAAUAUCGAGAUUUUUCUUAUAGAUUAUCUCUUUUCAAAAGUAUUUUUAAUGAACUAAACUCGGACAAUCUUAAAAAAAACUCACUGUAGACCACUCUGAGAUAAGGCCACCCUGUCUUAUCUCAGAGUGGUUUAAAAAAAUCAAAUUAAAAGUAAAAAAUUUUUAUAAAUUUGCAUCUUUAAAUUUUGGACGAUGAUCAAUGCAAUGUUUUCUCCUUCUUCUUGCCUUUGCUAGGUUGGAUAAUUUGAAGCUUUUUGCGAUUAUCUCUGGCUCUAGACCCUUAAAAGCAGCUUUUUGCCCAUUCAAUAGCACAAAAUCUGUCUGGAGUUUUAUCGGUUCUUCUGUCAAUAUAUUCUUCAAUGUAUUGUUCUUCAUUUCGUCAAGUCUUGCUUUUAAAUCCUCUAAAAUGCUUACAUCUAAUGAUUGAACAUACACAGGAAUAAAAAUAUCUAGAGCAAGAAGAAAGCAACUAAAGCUUUCUUUUCGCUGUCCUUUCUGCGCUGUUCAUGAUUUGUUCUUGCUGAAUUUUCCUUAUCCAUUUUCUAAAAGUAUCAAAAGAUAAUGGCUUAUCUUUGCAAAAUUCUCCAGCUAUCCAGAUUCAUUAAUUCGAUUACUAGCUCUUUCUUUUGUUCUGCAGGGUAUCUCCGUCUCUUAUGGUUGCCUAAGCUGAUCUCUCUUCUUCUCUUUAAAUUUGCCGGAAUUUCUUCCAUUUAUUAUUUAUUAAUAAAAAUGUCCCUGGCCUUUACUCAGAGUGGUAUAUUUUUUUAUAUAUUAUUAGUUGCUUAAAUUUCUGAUCGGCUCCACGAGCCAAUGAUGGAUUUCACGCGUGAAAAUCCAGAAAUUCCACGUGGAAACCCAUUUUUGGCUCAUGGGAGCCGAUCAGAAAUAACGCCAAAAGACUAUAUUAACCACCCUGAGAUAAGGCCACCCAGAAUUUUAGUAAUAAAUAUGGCAUUUUCUUAUUAAAAUAUUAAUUUCUCUUAUAAACAGUAGACCACUCUGAGAUAAGGCCUGGCCUUAUCUCAGAGUGGUCUACAGUGAGGGUUUUUCCGAGCAACCCUUUAAACUCAGACUUUUUUGCUCUUCAAGAGGUAGAUAAGUAUCCAGAAUUCAAAUCUUAUUUUUCCUCAAUUGGAUAUAGGAGCGUUUUUAUUGAAAGAGGCUCAGCAAAGUUUAGAGAUGGUUUAGUUCUUGCAUGAAAAGCAAAUAAGUAUCUUCAAAUAGAAUCCAAGAGGAUUGACUAUAAUAAUCAUUGAAAAUGUCAAACAAAUCGUAGCUAUAAAAGAGAUGGGAUUGGGUUUAUUGCAGUUUUUAAAGAAAAAUUAAGCAAAAGACACUUAAUUCCAUCAAGAAAAAUUUUUUGCUUAUUCAUGAAGUUUUUUUUUAAAAGUUUAUAUUAAUUUUGGAAAAUUAAAUACUUUAAAAGCAUAUGUUUUAUAAUUUAAGCUGUUAAAAUUUAGGAGAACUAGCUAGAGAUCUCCUAUUAUAAUUAUCCGUUAUAUGUCAAAAUAUAUUUAUAAAAAUUUUUAUAUCAAAAUAAUAUUUGCUCACUCAUCUAGGGCGUUUUUUAGAAAAAAAUGGGAUUUUUGAAAUAGUUUUUAUUGCCCGCUGGAUGAAGAGAGCUAGCAAUUGCAUGCACACAUUUUUAUUGGGAUCCGGAGUUUGAAUAUGUGCAAUAUGCUCAAGCUGGGAUCCUAAUUGAUGAACUUAUUAAAUUAAAACACCAAUAUGAUUGUCCUGCAGUAGUUUGUGGGGAUUGCAAUUCAACGCCUUCCUCCAAUGUUGUAAAUCUAUUUUACGGAAAGCUGUGGAAAGCUACUGGGAAUCAAGAAAUAGACCAAGAGUUGGAAUCAUUAGGAAUAAAACCGCAAAUUCAAUUUAGGUCUGCAUAUGAGAGAUAUGAAGGAAAAGAGCAUCCAAAAUUCACAAAUUUUACUGAUAAUUUUAAAGGGUGUAUAGAUUUUGUAUUUCAUACUUAUGAGAUUAAACCUAAAAGAAUUUUAAUGUUGCCAAGUGAAGAGGAAAUAGCAAGAGAAAUAGCGAUCCCUAAUAGAGAGUUUCCAUCAGAUCAUUUACCCUUGAAAGUUGAGUUUAGCUUUAUUGAAUAA
Molecule: messenger RNA, 2316 nt
Organism: Blepharisma stoltei
Lineage: Eukaryota; Ciliophora; Heterotrichea; Heterotrichida; Blepharismidae
Source: the annotation of a GenBank genome assembly